CCACCGCCCUUUAGAAAUUUCCUAUCCUAAAUUCGACUCUAACGCUCUUAAAUCUUAAACCCUAUUCGCCUCUUCCAUCAUCGAUAGAGCCUCUCCGACUUUCUCCAUCACAGUAUUGCCUCUAAUCCUUUCGAAUUCCACGGUGAAAGUGUGAUAGCAGAUCAAAUCUAAGGAGCAAACCAGAUCACUCGAUUCGCCCUUUUGGCAAAUUUGGGCCAGGUCUUUGCUAUUCCAGCAAAUUUAUCUUCUUGCGGCUUGCAGUAGGCAGCAGUGAAAGAGGAUCAAUCUCAGAGGAGUCACUCCAAUUUCAGGGAAAAUUGUGGAUAUGGAUCUAGAUGACUUCGAUGAUGCUCCGCCCAAGCCCCGACCUCGACAAUCGCGAUUUGUGCCAAAGAAUUCAAAACUCAAACCUCAACUAUCCAAAGUGAAGACAGAACCUGUUUCUUCUUCUUCUGAUUCUGUGUUUCCGGAAUCCAAUAUUGUUCCUAUAGCUAAAGAGGAAGACUUUGAUUCAAAUCCCAUACCGGUCACUAGUCACAUCUCUAAAUCCAAGAUUGAAGAAGAAUCUAGUACAUGCAAUGUCACACAAAUGGAUGUGGAUAUGAAACCUGUGAUUGAAAAUGAAGAGAAGGACGACGACGAGUCAAUGGCCAGUGAAGCGGAGGAGGAUGAAGUCAUUCGAGAGAUAGAUGUUUAUCUUACUCCCUCCAUUGAUCCUAACACUAAGCUAUAUGUCCUGCAGUAUCCCUUGAGGCCGAAAUGGCGACCAUAUGACUUAGAUGAAAAGUGUGAAGAGGUAAGAGUGAAGCCUGGAAGUUCAGAAGUUGAAAUUGAUCUCGCGGUUGACGUUGAUUCCAAAAAUUAUGACAGUGAUGCUGCUCCUGGAGUAAAGAUGACAAAGCAGACUCUUUCAACUUCGUGGAAACCAACUCCUUUCUCAACUGGAUAUGCCGUUGGGGUCUUGGUUGGCAACAAGUUGCACCUCAAUCCCAUUCAUGCAGUUGUGCAACUCCGACCAUCAAUGCAACAUCUUACGCCUAGUGAGCCUGGCAAGACAAACAUUCAAACUAGCAUUGCUGAGAAACACGUUAAAACAGGAGUUAAGGAAGAAAAGACUUUAGUUCCAUCAAAUAAGCAGACCAAACCUCUAGAAACAAUGCAAGAUAAGAAUACUGAAGAGGAUUGGGUGCGCCUCAAUUACUAUCCUAGAGAGAGUGACAUUUCAUCGAGAUACUUACAAAAAAUGGUGGAGGUUGAAGGUUCUUCGAUACAGUUUUCCAUGAGCCCGUAUGACUAUAUGAAAGCGUUGUGUCCAGGCGUGUCGUCUGUAAGUGAUGAAGUCAAAGGCCCCCCAAAAAGGUACAUGAGUUCGUUGCCAUUGGAAGAACGUGUGAAAUCUUGGCUUCGUGAGGGGCCACCUAUUCAUCGUUUCAAUGCGUUGAAGUACCUAGCUCCCGAACUCCCUGAAGAAGAAGCAGCAAAAGAAAUUUUGAGAAUAGUCCAAAAACAUGCACUAUUAAUUCAAGGACUUUGGAUUCCAAAAAGUCCUUUAGUUUUUGGAAAGAACAGCGGCGUAGAACUUCUGGCCAGGGACUAUAUUCUCUUUUUGUUUAGCCAGGCGCCUUUUAUAAAAAAGUCAUUAUUGAAGGACAACUCUGUGUUUGAGAAACAUAUGAAAGACAUUCUGAAUGUACUAGCUGUUGAGAGACCAACCGUCAAGGAUUGGAAGCUUAAAGAGAGUCCUGAUUAUGAGUUUCUUAAACGUUAUAAAGAGGUGGCAAAGGAGCAAGCUGCUAUUCAGGAAAGUAUCAGAGAAAAAUUGCUUAAUGCAGUUCGCACAGAAAAAAAUAAGCGUCGUGGAAGAAAUACUUUAUCUUUAGAGAAUACCACAACAAAGAACUCCCCAGCAACGGUAAAUUCUGAUAAGCAAGUACCAAGAACUGUGAGUUCCACUUUGCCAGCGACCUCGAUGUCGAAAGAAACUCGAGAAGCUUUACCAAAGGCCCUACUGAAACUUUUCAAGAUUCACAAUGUUUGCAGUUUUCAACAAAUCAUCCAACGGUUGAGAGAAAUGGCUGUUUCUGAGACUGUCCGUCCAAAGGGAGAUGCUAGAGAAUUACAAGCUGCGGCAUUGGGUGUUGAUGCUCCCCCAGAGGAGCUCCGGGCAAUUAUUAGUCAGGUUGCUGUUAACAUCCAUGAUGUAUAUGUUCUGAAGUCAUCACCAGAGAGUCCUCAAUACGAUCCAUUAAGGAAAGUAAUUAUUGAUCUUUUCAUUGCGGAUGGUCCCACCGCAAAGCUUAAAAAGGCUUCAAUUGUUGAGGCAGCUAAAUUGAGACUUAAAAGGGAUAUUCCAGAUGCUGAGUUAAAGAAGGUUCUAAGUGAGUUGUGUGUAUCACAACACUCGGCUUGGCUUCUAAAAGGCGUCGAUGGAAGUUCAAAAUAGAGUCAGUUUUGUGGAUGGCCCACAAUUUUGUUUUGCUCCAAAUUAUCUGAAGAUAAUGUGUGACCUUUAGGUACAUGGUUUAAUGGAUGCCAAUGCCAUGUAAAGUGCUUUAGCUGGGUUCGUUUUGGGGGAAUAAUUGGUUUAUGUUGGGGUUUUACUUGCUGUAUAUGUUCUUAAUAUGUUGGUCAGAACCUGAAACAUAAAUUGAAGUUGAUAGACUCCAACUCAACUCCAUAUAUUAUCAUCUAACAACUAAACACGUUAGAUUAAC
Molecule: messenger RNA, 2714 nt
Organism: Cuscuta campestris
Lineage: Eukaryota; Viridiplantae; Streptophyta; Magnoliopsida; Solanales; Convolvulaceae
Source: the annotation of a GenBank genome assembly